AUGGCUUUUUCGUCAGGGCAUAAACAUUACAAACAAACACUCACCAUUUAUGUGCUCACCAUCACCACACCGCUUCCCGCCGCCGAACAAAUAGACAGGGAGCUAAUCUGUGGGAUAAAACAGAAUUGUUUUAUAAGCUUUGAAGCUGUGAUGGAAAACCCUUUGCAUUUGUACACAAUCAAAGUAGAAAUUCAGGAUGUAAAUGAUAAUUUGCCAAGUUUCUCAAAAAAUGUUUUUGACAUAGUAAUUAGUGAGGCAGCUAUACCUGGAGUACGGCUCAAUUUGGCACAUGCACAAGAUCCUGAUGUAGGUACAAAUUCUAUACAGGACUAUAAGAUUGAUGACAAUGAUCACUUUGAACUGGCAAUAAAAAUGAACAAAGAUGGAAUUAAAUCUCCAGAAUUAAUUUUACAAAAGUCAUUAGACAGAGAAAAACAAAGUAUUUAUCAAUUAGUUCUAAUAGCUUUGGAUGGAGGACAGCCUCCUAAAUCUGGAACUGCCCUUAUAAGGAUCAUGGUUCAUGAUGUAAAUGAUAACUUUCCCAAAUUUAAUAAAGACACAUAUGAGAUUAGUGUAAAUGAAAAUGCACCUAUUGGUUUCUUAGUUCUCCAGCUGACUGCUGUAGAUGAAGAAGAAGGUUCAAAUGCAGAAAUAUCAUAUUCAUUUCAUGACAUUCCUGCAACUUUAGAUUUAAUUUUUAGCAUAGAUCCAGUAAAUGGAAAUAUUAACAUUAAACAAAACUUAGACUACGAGCUUACAGACAGAUAUGAUUUAACUGUGGAGGCCAAAGAUGGUGGUGAACUAACUGCUCACUGCAAGAUCUCAAUUAAUGUUACUGAUAGUAAUGACAAUGCUCCUGAAAUAACUAUCACUUCACUAUCAGCUACAAUUGCAGAGAAUUCUCCACCAGCUACAAUCAUAGCGCUAAUUAAUGUUAAUGAUUUAGACAGUGGAGAGAACGGAGAAGUUGUUUGUGAAAUCUCUAAAACUGUACCUUUUCAACUAAUCCCCUCAUCUGCCAAUUAUUAUAAACUGGUAACUACAAAAAAUAUUGAUAGAGAGAGAAUCUCUCACUAUAACAUAACAAUAAGGGCUAUGGACAAUGGAUCUCCUGAACUUUCUACCAACAAAACCAUUCAGCUGACAAUAUCAGAUGUCAAUGACAAUCCACCUAUUUUUGAGAAGAGAAGUUAUGUUGUCUAUGUCCAGGAAAAUAAUCCACAAGGGACUUCGAUACAUGUUGUUCAUGCAACUGAUUAUGAUAUUAAUGAGAAUGCUAAAAUUAUUUACUCUGUACUUGCUUAUAAAAUAGACGGUAUCCCGCUAUCUUCAUAUGUUUCCAUUAACUCAAUGACUGGAGUUAUAUAUGCUCAGAGAUCAUUUGACUAUGAACAGCUGCGGGAAUUUCAGUUCCGGGUGCUGGCUAAAGACAGCGGAUCUCCUCCUCUAAGCAGUAAUGUCACAAUAUGUAUCAUUGAUAAGAAUGAUAACACUCCUAAGAUUCUCUACCCAUCCCCAGACACUGAGGGAUCAGCAUUGUUUGAACUUAUUCCACACUCUGCUGAGAAAGGUUAUCUAGUGACCAAAGUGAUUGCAGUGGAUGCUGACUCUGGGCACAAUGCCUGGCUCUCCUAUCACUUUCUACAAGUUCCUGAUCCUUCUUUAUUUACCAUUGGCCAGCAUAAUGGUGAAAUCAGGAUAGGACGAGACCUUCUAGACAUGAAUUAUUUUAGGCAAAAGAUUGUGAUAUUGGUAAGAGACAAUGGCGUCCCAUCCUUGUCAUCUACUGUCACAUUGAAUUUGGCUGUUGCAGAAAACUUCCAACAAGUUGCUCCAGAGAUAAAACGUCAGCCAAGUAAUUCAGAUUAUUCAUCUAAUAUGACUUUCUACCUAGUAGUUUCCAUUGCUCUGAUUUCCCUUUUAUUCAUUGUGACAGUAAUAGUCAUAGUCAUUUCUAAGUGCAGAAAAUCUGAUGUCUCAACAUCUUUAUCAACUCUUCAUAGAAAUGUGUAUCCUCAGUUCACACUGGGGUGUCCUUCUGAGAUCAGUGAUAGAAGUUUACCAUUUCCUUUUUCAUAUGAUGUUUGUGUGACUCUGGACUCAAGGCAAAAUGAAAUUGCUUAUCUCAAACCAGUCCAGGAUGUCCCCACAGACAAUCUCAUUAACACUGAUAAUUCUGCAGUUACAAGUGAUCAACCAAUAUACAGGUUCCAAGAAACUAGUGCCACACAGACCUUAAAUCUAAGUGCAUCUUUAUUUAGAUUGUAUCUCCCACCAGAAGAAAAUGAACAACCUCCUCCAAUUACUGCACAGCACAAAUCUGCAGAACAAGACAUAAUAAAGGAUUUUUACUCAUGUACCUGCAACUUGGAUUAUUCUGCUGAAAGGAAACAUUUGGAAUUGCAUAUUUCAUUUUAUCACUUUGGAUCAAAAGAAGCAGGAUUCUAA
Molecule: messenger RNA, 2448 nt
Organism: Pseudophryne corroboree (corroboree frog)
Lineage: Eukaryota; Metazoa; Chordata; Amphibia; Anura; Myobatrachidae
Product: protocadherin gamma-B5-like
Exons: 4
Coding region: 1-2448 (815 amino acids)
Biological process (GO): homophilic cell-cell adhesion
Cellular component (GO): plasma membrane
Molecular function (GO): calcium ion binding
Source: RefSeq, a predicted model, not a curated record